AAGAAGAAAUAUUGCUGUUAAAUGAGUUUGGACAGCAUGACAUCACGGGGUAAUUAAAACAGCUCUCUGGAAUUCCGUUUCCAAUUCCUGCGCUCAGGUUUGUUGGAGGAGUUUUUCGAGCACCUGCAGGUUGGUGUGUGAGUGAGAUAUUUUCACUGGACGGAGUUCAAACUUUGAAGGGAAAGAGAAAAAAACGGAGGCAGCGGCAUUACGCCAUUCUUGCCUCUCUUGGAAAAAAGUGGGAUUUAAAGAAGUUUCUUACAAGAUAUCCAGCAGAAUCGUGCCGUGGAGCGUUUAAUGCAAGUCCACUUUUCUCUGCCUUUUCUUGGAUUUCUAUCACAGACAGGAUCUCUGCAGCACUAUGGUUCUUACAGAUGACGGAUGGGAGAAUAAGGGUUUGCAGGAUUUGUUUCUUCAACUUAUAAAACUCAGUUAUUGUCCACAUCUUUGCUUUUACAACCUUGCAUAUGUCUAUAGUCUAUUUGAGACGGGAGAGGCACUUUUUAUUCAUUCUUCGUCUGGCAGAGCGCAGAGUGAACUCAGAGGAUGAAAGACUCGGACGGAACAGGACUGCUCACUCUUCUUUUUCUAAACAAACAGGUCAAUUCAUUCUGAACAGACUGCGGUUUAUUACAAUGACGGCCUGGCAAAAGGCAAAAGGGCUUUAGGAUGAAAGUUGUGAAGCGUCUCUCUCUUCUGCUGAGCUGCUGGACUCUCAUUUACCUGCAUCCCGUCUUCGGUUCACUCAGCCGGACCAGACCGACCGAGCACCACCGCCACCGGCUUGGAGAGGCAGCGGAGCGCACGGCAGGCGGCGGCGAAGGAGAUCAAGCCAACGUAAGAGCCGGCGGAGGAAUCGGUGUGUCUACACCGGCAGCGGGGAGGCAACUGGCGACCGCUUCUGGGACGUGGAAACCUUCAUCAGUGAGUCCGGUGAGGAUUACGCGGAUCCGCGCAGGCCCGCCCUUAAUAAAGGGCGAGACGACUGUUAUUAAAAGCAAAUUUACAGCGGGGACAUCUCCGUCCUCAUCCUCGCCAUCGCGCGCCGAGGCCGUGCCGGUGAACCGUGCACAGCAGCAACAACAACAACAACGGGACACAUCAGUUAACUUAGGGCGCAAAGAGGCUGUGCGCUCCUGGCUGCCCGUCGGGGAUGCUCACAGCAAAACGCAUGCUCCCGCGGCUUUUAGCGCACAUGCAGCAGGUAAAGGAGUCGGGACUGCUGAUGGAAGGGGAGGCUCACCGGGGAAACACUUUGGGAAAGUUGCUUCCAGAGCGAGUGCAGCUGCUCCAGUGCGCACCGGGCCUCCCCAAAGAGCCACCGCUGCGCAAACGCAGCAGCAGCAGAACGCGGGUCCGGUGGCGCAGCGGGGAGCCAGCAACAAGGCCCAGAAACUUGGUGACCGGGAAGCGCAUCACAAACAGCCGCUGGUCACUCCUCAUGACUACAUGCUGUCGCUGUACUGGUCUCUGUCCACAGGGGACCUGAACAGCAGCGCUCUGCACGAAGCGGGUCUGGCCAACACCAUCACCAGCUUCGUGGAUAAAGGACAAGAUGAGCGUGGGCCCCAGCUGAGACGGCAGAGGUAUCACUUCAACAUCAGCUCUCUGGAACGAGACGGGCUCCUGGGGGCCGAGCUACGCAUCCUGAGGAAGCGCCUGUCUGACCCUCGCAGAGCCUCAAUGGGAUCCACAGCCGCUGAUGGAGGAGGAGGGGGUGGAGGAAGCUUGUCCCCAUGCCUGAAGCUGUACACCUGUGCUUCAGGUAAACAACAGGCAGUUCUGCUCCAGACAAAGACCGCGGAGGAUCUGCUGAGUGGAGGCGGAUUUGGCAGCAAAUGGGAAGUGUUUGACAUAUGGAAAGUCUUCAAGGGCUUCAAAAACCAGCAGAACCAGUAUUCCCAGCAGCUGUGCUUUGAAUUUGAGGCCCUGGAGCACAGAGGCGGUCGGCCCAUGGACCUGCGCACUCUGGGGUUCGCCAGAUCCGGCAGGACCAACAAGGAAAAGGCCUUCUUCCUGGCGUUUGGCAAAAGCAAGAAGCGUGACCUUUUCUACAACGAGAUCAAAGCGCGGUCAGGGUAUGACAACAAAACCGUCUACGAAUACCUGUUCACUCAGCGACGAAUGCGCCGAGCUCCUGCUGCAAGGGGGACUAAAAAGCCGCAGCAGCAGCCGCCACAGUCCCUCCCCCAACUACCGGUGGUGAAGACGCAGACAAGGUCGCGGUGUCACAAGAGACGACUCCACGUGAACUUCAAGGAGAUGGGCUGGGACGACUGGAUCAUCGCACCGCUGGAUUACGAGGCUUUUCACUGCGAUGGCGUCUGCGACUUCCCCAUCCGCUCGCACCUUGAGCCGACUAACCACGCCAUCAUACAGACCCUGAUGAACUCCAUGGACCCAGAUUCGACGCCGCCCACCUGCUGCGUCCCGACACGACUCAGCCCAAUCAGCAUACUCUACAUCGACUCCGCCAACAACGUCGUCUACAAACAGUAUGAGGACAUGGUGGUGGAGUCGUGCGGUUGCAGGUAGCAAAGAAAGGCGAGACGAAGCGCCAGAACAAAAGACAGUGUCUGCCCUUCAAUUUGAGGAAAGAUGGAUUUGUUUGUUAAUAUAAUAACCAAACCUAAAAUGGGAAGAUCAACACUGAGAACCAUUCAGUUGACUGGGACCGAACUCACUGCUAUGUAACAGCCAUUACUCUUCACAGUCAAGUGGACUGUCAGACUGCAUACCAAAGGCUGUUACACACUGACUAAACAGAGAAAGAUAAACUCGUUGGAGGUGAUGCUCUGUAACACUCACUCACUGUUGAUGUUGGUGGCGAUGAGAAAGAUGCAUUUGAGAGAAGCGAAACACUUUUUGGAUUAAAAAAGACUUCUCACAUUAGGCUCAAACUGAUUUUUACUGCUUCUGUUGUCUCUCUUCUGACUUGUAUCUGUGUCCUGAUUGGUGUAAAAAGUUUGUGUGUAACAGAAAUGCUAUUGAACUAUUAGUGAACUAUACUCAGAAAUGCCCUUUUUCCAGCACUUAUCUGCCAUUGUGCCUUUGCCCAUUCAGAUGUACAAUGAAGAGUAAUUUGUGUGUCUUGUCCAAGAUGUUUUUAUGAAGCAUGUAAGGAAUUCCUGAUGUAUAAAUACAGGCCAGUGAUGAAGUGCAUAUCUGACCUGCCCCAAAUGUGGGAAAGUUGCAUAAACUACUCUUCAAUAAAAAAUGUCUAAUUGACUGAGCUCCAAACUCCUAUCAGUCUGAACGUCUGCCCCCAAGGUUCCGUAGACUAAACUAUCAGAGGAAUUUGCAAGAUUCCCUUAUGCCAAAUCACAAUUUAACCCGAGAAUGACUGUGUUUGGCUUGGAACACAAGUGUUUCUGUUGCUGGCUUCACAAACUGCUGCAAGGGCAUUUCCUUCUCAAUUACUGUCUGCCAAAUAUUUGGAACAAGAAACUUGGAUUUCUAUCUGUUAUGUUCUGCAUCUCAGUUAAUGCGAUCAUUACCCAGGAUCUGGAUCAAACACUCCUAUUCCCUGUAGGCUUGAAAGGCAGCUGUGGACUUUGUAUACGCGUCCUCAACAAGCACGGCGGUCAGCUUGAAUUCCCGCCAAGGUGUUUGUAAGAACUUCUCAAGCUACUCCUGCAGCUUGCUGUUAAAACGCUUGUUAUCCAUUCAUCUUCUAUACCUGCUUAUCCGUCGCCUGUCAAUCACAGAGCACACAGAGACAAACAACCACUCAGACUCACAUUCACACCUAAGGGAAAUGAGAACUCACGCAGACAUGGGGAAAACGUGCAAACUCCACAUAGAAAGGCCUGGGACGACUGAGGUUCAAACACCAGACCUCCUUGCUGAGGCAACAGUGGUAACCACUUUACCGCCGUGCCGCCCUAAAUGCUUAUUAUGUUCUAGCUAAAUAUUUCAAAGGCUAGUUUUUUUUGGUCUCAAUCCUCAUGCGUGAGCUUGAUAGUAGGCAUGUAGAUUAACUUGCUCUCGUCAGAAAAAGUGGUUGAAUCUUGAAUCGGAAAUCCGGUUAUUAAGAAAGUGACAUACCUGGGAGCCAAUCAGAAAGCUCUAAUUAAGUACUUAAGAGUACAAUAUUAAUCAACGCACGGCAGAAUAUGAAGCCAUCAGAUGCCAGGUCUAUACGGCUUGUGUUGGAUUAAAUUUAUAUCAGUGAUAAAAUAACAAGUAACCAAUUUCCCAAUUUCUUUUUACAAAAGAAGAUUAUUUAUCCCUAUAACCCCACCAUCAGCAACAUCAGUGUCCCUUUUCCUAGUAAAAUAAAUGCACCAAAAUAGAGCUGAAGUUUUCCCUGUUGCCCCCUGAACUCUCAGUUAGCACACUGAGCUCACAGAGAAGCUAAUACUGCCCUUUAUUGCACAAGACAGGUGUGAACAGCAGGGCUGCAGGAACACAGAAUGAGUCUUUUUGUUCUGAUUUUGGCAAAUAUGUGUGUGAAUUUGGAAAACACCAAGCAUAUGAAUGGCCAGUGGAGAAGUGGAACAUGCUGUAGGGGUGGUGUGAUAAGGUUUAAAGUGAUGUUUUGAUAAGCUUCUUACAAAAACUGCAAGUGAUGUCAAUGGAAAAUCACGGCAGCUGCAUUAAAGCCUUCAGGGGAGACCGUUUGUUACUUCAUUGCACUAGGCAACUCUAAAGUAAACAGAAAUGACAGUAUAAAUGUUUGAAGGUUAUUUGAACUAACCUAAAAGUUAUGUAAUUGUGAUGUCUGUACAUUGUCCACAACAUUCACAUUUCCAACCAGGCUGGUUUCUGAAGCUUGAUUCAAAAGGAGGGUAAAGUGUCUCACUUCUGGCAUCACACACAUUCUCUCUAGCAGAGCUACUGUUUUGUUUUCGACAUAAAAUUAGGUGCAGCUUAAAGUGUCACUUAAAGGUAGAGACCGCAACUCUAUCACAAGCGUCAGGCCUCUUUGUUGAGUUUUUUUCCUUUCUUCAAACAUUUUACAGCCCAGAAACCAAACAGUACAUUGACUUUUGCCCCAGACACAGUCAGUUUAAAACGUACCUUCACACCCCUAAUGUCAUGACCCUUCAGGCACAUCCUCAUGGCCUGUUUUGUACAGACAGCUUUAUUGUUGCUAUGUAACACAUACAACAGCAGCAACAUUUCUCGGUCUGCGUUUAUUUCAGUCAGCAGCGAGCGCACCUGUCUGCCUGUAAAGCUCCUCAACCAUUGGAUGAAACCAUCUGUGCAGAGCGAAUGGCUUGUUUCUCUUGGAGACGGAGUGAUGUAAGCAUUUCCUUUAAUCAAAGCUGAGGCAUGCCAGUGUUAUUGCCCCCUCGCCCAAAACCUGAACUGACAAGGCAAAAGGUGGGGAGAGGCUGAGCAGGACUGGAGUUAAAAACAACUUUAAAGAAUUUAAUCUUGCAGCUCCACAGCAGGAAUGUUGGAUUAAAAAUUACAAACUGCAGAGCAUUUAAAGGAAAUUUUACAGUUAGUGUCUGCACAGAUGUAUUAACACAGACUUUGAAGACAGGAGCAUGGGAAUACCAGCUUUGUUUAGUUUGUGUUUAAUCCCAGUGCAGCUCAUUUGUGCUCAGGAUACAAGUUGAGUUUGGAAAGCACUUGUUGCAACUGUCCAGGAGGUAAUGUGUCAUGUAGCAGCUGCAGAGCCCCCUGUUUUCUCAUUAACACAAUAAGAACUAUGUAUUUUAAGCCAUGCUGCUGUUGCAGUUUCCAUUAUCACCUCUAGAGAUGUAAACUUAAGAUUUAUAUUUUGUUUAUCGUGAAUUAAAUGAAAAAAUAUGUGGU
Molecule: messenger RNA, 5769 nt
Organism: Micropterus salmoides (largemouth bass)
Lineage: Eukaryota; Metazoa; Chordata; Actinopteri; Centrarchiformes; Centrarchidae
Gene: gdf5
Product: growth differentiation factor 5
Exons: 2
Coding region: 670-2535 (621 amino acids)
Biological process (GO): SMAD protein signal transduction; BMP signaling pathway
Cellular component (GO): extracellular region
Molecular function (GO): growth factor activity; cytokine activity
Source: RefSeq, a predicted model, not a curated record